AUGCUUUCUCGUUCAUUAAGAAUUGUUAGUCAAAGAAGACUUUUAUCCACCACCAGAAUCUUGGCCAACAAGGCUCCACAAACCACCACUGAAGUCAAGACUGCCCAAGACUUGGCUGAAGUUACUGGUCCAGCAUCAUUGAUUGGUCCUGGUGCCAAGCCAGGUACUAUCCCUACCGAUUGGGAUCAAUCUACUGGUUUACAGAGAUUGGAACUCUUGGGUAAGAGAGAAGGUGUUGAUGUUUUCGAUAUGGAAAUGCCAAUCACCGAGGGUAAAGGUACCAUGGAUGAUCCAUUUUUGGUCCCAACUUAUAUUGGUUACAGAUAUGUUGGAUGUAAAGGUACUGCUGAACUUGACCACAAGCCAUACUGGAUGAAGGUUGAAGAGGGAAAGCCAUCUAGAUGUUGGCACUGUGGAACUGUUUUAAAGACCAAGUAUUUGGGUGAACCGGGUAUGGCUCAUUAA
Messenger RNA from Lodderomyces parapsilosis, 465 nucleotides. RefSeq names its product cytochrome c oxidase subunit IV (gene COX4). NCBI's taxonomy places the organism in Eukaryota, Fungi, Ascomycota, Pichiomycetes, Serinales, Debaryomycetaceae. Gene Ontology annotation, cellular component: mitochondrial envelope. Gene Ontology annotation, biological process: mitochondrial electron transport, cytochrome c to oxygen. Bases 1 to 465 code for a protein of 154 amino acids. The record is from RefSeq and is a predicted model, not a curated record. The transcript has a single exon.